Molecule: messenger RNA, 897 nt
Organism: Symbiodinium natans
Lineage: Eukaryota; Dinophyceae; Suessiales; Symbiodiniaceae
Source: the annotation of a GenBank genome assembly
AUGGGCGCUAUGGCAUUCCGGGUGUGUCCGCAGCGCAGCCAGGCAAGCCGAGCUCGCGUGCGCUCGACGCCGGACGUGUCACCAUCUCCCGGCGAAACCUUGGGAGAGGUGCUACAUCAGGAGCACCAGCAACUGCUGGAAGAGGUUCCGAUCUCCGCCAAAGUUGAGGAGCCAACCUGGCCAUCUGCGGAGUCGGAGGCAUCCACGGAGAGGUCUGAAAGCUCAAGUGAGAGAUCACGGAGGCACCGGCAACAGAAGGCGGAGCUGCUCUCACCUCCCCCCUCCGGAUGCGCACCAAAGGGCAGGCGGGCUCGUUGUGUGGGUGUGGAGGCUCCAGAGGACAUGGAUGCAUGGCACCGUGCCACAUCCUUCUCGGAAGCUGUGAACUGCUUGGCUGCAGAGAACGCCGACGGAGCUUCCGUCACAAAGCUGGCCUUGGUCGGAGUCACGCUGACCGAUGAGGAAGUUUCCAGACUUGCCGAACAUCUUCACAGCAAUCCAAAUGUGUUGCGCCUCGCCCUUGUGGAGUGCAGCCUCGGUGACCAAGCUGCCGAGCACUUGGCCGAGGCCUUGGCCGCCAAUGACGUGCUGACAUCGCUCUCUUUGGAAGGGAACCGGGUGGGUGAUCGCGGCGCCGCCCGGCUAGCGAAUGCCUUGCAAAGGAAUGAGGCUUUGACCUCUCUUAGCCUGGGCAGGAACUGUGUGGGCAGUCAGGGUGUCAAGCUGUUGCUUGAUGCCCUGGAGACCAACUACACAUUGCGCAUUCUGGACCUUGCCAGCAAUAGCGUCUUACGGCCUGGCUGGUCUGUUGCAGGUGAUGGACGGACAGCCAAUCAAAAGCGCCUCCAGGCUGCUUUCCAUAUCGCAUCAUGUUGCUGUUUUGCUUGCUAUUGCUAG